Molecule: messenger RNA, 1032 nt
Organism: Punctularia strigosozonata HHB-11173 SS5
Lineage: Eukaryota; Fungi; Basidiomycota; Agaricomycetes; Corticiales; Punctulariaceae
Exons: 11
Coding region: 1-1032 (343 amino acids)
Source: RefSeq, a predicted model, not a curated record
AUGGCGGGUGCCCCUCCUUUUACGAUCCCGGGGAUGGGUCUGUUGCUUGGAGCGGCGGAGAUCGGUGUCGCUCUUGGGACAUUCUUGACCGGUAUUCUGGUGAUGCAGACGCUCAUGUACUUCCGAAUGUACCGGGAUACGUGGGGCGUUCAAGUCACGCCAACCAUCCUGACCUUCCGUGCAUGCAGAAUGAUCGACCUUGUACAUACCGCGUUGCUCCUCGCAACGGCUUUUAGAUACACGAUCACGUUCUACGGACAACCUGACACCGUCAGCAUCGCGACAACGACAUUGAACGGCGCGAUGUGCUUAACCGGUAUCAUGGCGUUUAUCGUUCAGGUUUUCUUCUCCCGCCGCUUGUGGCUCCUGAGGAGGAAUCACGUCCUGACCGGGAUCGCGUACGCCUUAUCCCUUACGCGGUUCAUCCUCAGCAUAGUCACCGCCGUCGACUCCUUCCGUGUGCCCAACUUUCAGCUCUUUGAGCGCAAAUACAACUGGACGGAGACGUCCACGCUGGCCAUUGGCGCGUGUGUGGACGUGUUUAUUGCUGUCUCGACAUGCGUUACGCUGCUCGCCAACAGAACUGGCGUGAGAUCGACGGACAAGAUCAUGGAUCAGGUCGCCGCUUACAUCAUGGGAACGGGUUUGCUCACGAGUCUCGUCGCGGUCAUAGACCUAAUCUGCUUCGUGACUAUGGAUAACUUGAUAUGGCUAGCAAUCUUCUUCAUAUUAACAAAACUCUUCUCAAACUCCCUGCUCGCGUCCCUCAACCUCCGAAGACACCUGCGCAAUCAACUCAGCCCGGACGCCCUCGUGCCCUUCCACAGCAGCCAGCAGCACGCCCGAGGCCGUAACGAGGCCAUCACGAUACGGAAAGAUAUACAAACGGUGACAGAUCGGGGCGUGGAGUUGAACGGGUUCGGCAUCACCCGGUCGACCGAGAACCAUAUGUUAGGGCUCGGACCCGAGGACGACAUGGAUGUCCACUCGGACCGACUCGGUAAAGUCAAAUUGAUUGCCGAAGAGGUAUAG